Messenger RNA from Lampris incognitus (smalleye Pacific opah), 1946 nucleotides. Its product is annotated as src substrate protein p85-like. NCBI's taxonomy places the organism in Eukaryota, Metazoa, Chordata, Actinopteri, Lampriformes, Lampridae. The transcript is spliced from 16 exons. Gene Ontology annotation, biological process: regulation of actin filament polymerization. Gene Ontology annotation, cellular component: lamellipodium; cortical actin cytoskeleton; focal adhesion. The record is from RefSeq and is a predicted model, not a curated record. Gene Ontology annotation, molecular function: actin filament binding. Bases 145 to 1791 code for a protein of 548 amino acids.
AGAGCAAUCAGUCCAAGUAGCGCUACAGUCCUUCCCAUCAAAUCCUGUAGUGACGAGGGGGGUUUGCGUUCAGGUGGGAUUUUAAAUUCUCUUUCAGUUUUGUUUGGAGUCGUAGACGCGUGUGUGAUACAGACCUCGCUAAAGAUGUGGAAGGCUGCAGCUGGACAGUCAGUCAAUGUGGCUGUGGAUGAUGGAGGGGACGACUGGGAGACUGACCCUGACUUUGAGAAUGACCUGACAGAGAAGGAGCAGCGCUGGGGGGCUAAGACGGUGGCUGGCUCUGGACACCAGGCACACAUAAAUAUCCAUAAGCUGCGUGAGAAUGUAUCAACAGAGCAUACCAGCUUGAAGCAGAAAGAGUUGGAAAGCAUGCCCAAGGCUUCACACGGAUAUGGAGGCAAAUUUGGAGUGCAGCAGGAUCGCAUGGACAAGUCUGCCGUAGGUCAUGACUACCAAAGCAAGCUGUCCAAACACUGCUCCCAGACUGAUACCUCCAAAGGUUUUGGAGGGAAGUUUGGAGUUCAGACUGACCGUGUUGACCAGUCUGCAGUUGGGUUCGAGUAUGCUGGGAAGACGGAGAAGCAUGCUUCGCAGAAAGACUACUCCACUGGGUUUGGGGGGCGAUAUGGAGUGCAGGCAGAUCGCGUGGACCAGAGUGCAGUGGGCUUCGAGUACCAAGGCAAAACCGAGAAACAUGAGUCCCAGAGAGAUUACACCAAGGGUUUUGGUGGAAAGUUUGGUGUCGAGACAGACAAGGUGGACAAGAGUGCUGUGGGCUUCGAGUACCAAGGCAAGACGGAGAGACACGAGUCUCAAAAAGACUACGUAAAGGGGUUUGGUGGCAAAUUUGGCGUACAGACAGACAGACAGGACAAGUCAGCAGUGGGCUGGGACCACCAAGAGAAACUACAGCUCCACGAAUCCCAGAAAGACUAUAAGCGUGGGUUUGGAGGGCAAUAUGGGGCACAGGUGGAAGGUCAAGACAAGUGUGCCCUGGGCUAUGAGCACAAGGAGAGCCUGGCUAAGCACGAAUCCCAAAAAGACUACUCCAAAGGAUUUGGUGGGAAAUAUGGUGUCCAGAAGGACAGGAUGGAUAAGAGUGCAGGGACUUUUGAGGAUGUGGAGAAGCCAGCCUCUUCCUACCAGAAAACAAAGCCUGUGGAAGCUGCGGGCAGCAGCACAGGAAGCAUCAAGGCACGCUUUGAGAACAUUGCCAAGCAGAAGGAGGAGGAGGAUCGCAAGAGAGCUGAGGAGGAGCGUGCGCGCCGACAGGCCAAGGAACAACAGGAGCAAGAGGAGGCACGCAAGAAGAUUGAGGAGACGCCGAAAGCCGCCUCGCCUGCACCCGCCUCGCCUGCACCUGCCUCGCCUGCACCCGCCUCGCCUGCACCCGGCCCCAGUCCCAGUCCCACUCCCAGCCCCACUCCACCAGUCCAGCCAGCAUACCAGGAAACUGCUAAGCAUGAGGAAGCCCACUACGAGGCUGUAGAGGAAAAUGGAGAGGAACUGUACAAAGCAGAUCUGGCCACUCAGCAUGCCCAGGAAGAGGACCUUUACCAGAACCCUGAGGAGACCGCAGCAGGAGAUGGACAGCAAUUUGAGUACAGCGAGGAUCUUGGGGUGACAGCGGUGGCCCUGUACGACUACCAAGCAGCCGGCGAUGACGAGAUCUCCUUUGACCCCGAUGACAUCAUCACCAACAUUGAGAUGAUUGACGAGGGCUGGUGGCGUGGUGUGUGCAGGGGUGCCUAUGGCCUUUUCCCUGCCAAUUAUGUGGAGGUUCGGCAGUGAUCCUGCCCUGCGCAGAGACUCCUUGUCUCCCCGUCCUGAAGCAAAAGAGGAAAGAGACAUGAUAUCCCCUACCCCUCCUUUCACACACACACUCUCUCUCUCUCUCUCUCUCUCUCUCUCUCUCUCUCUCUCUCUCUCUCUCUCUCUCUCUCUCU